Penicillium oxalicum is the source of this 1734-nucleotide messenger RNA. RefSeq lists its product as uncharacterized. The record is from RefSeq and is a predicted model, not a curated record. The coding region runs from base 1 to 1734 and encodes 577 amino acids. The transcript has 2 exons. NCBI's taxonomy places the organism in Eukaryota, Fungi, Ascomycota, Eurotiomycetes, Eurotiales, Aspergillaceae.
AUGGCUUUGCAAGUGCCAACCCAGGCACCGAGACGGCGAGCGUCUCAUUCCCCGUCUCAACGCCCGUCAUCGCUCGGUUUGCCUUCCCCCUCCUCGACCCAACCAGAGGAUGACACAACGCAGUGGGUGCUGUUUGCCCCCACGGCCCGAACACACACGACCUCCACGGACCAGACCCGCACGGUUGGAGCCUCCCGUCUCAGUGAUUUCGGCUCGUUCGGAACCGCGACUCGAUCGGCGGUUGAGCAGGAUGGGGACGUAGUCGUUGAAGAUGAGGAUGCGUUGGAUGACCAUUUUGACGAAGAUGGUACCGAGUUGGACAGCUUGGACGAUGGACUCCACGCCUUUCGUGCCCCGUCGUUACCGUCGGCAUCUCCAUCGCCCUUGGAUCAGGGCCCCCCGGCGAUGCUGCCCGCGCACGAUGGACUGGGCAGUUUCCAGGCGUCCAGCCCCAUGGUCCAGGAUCAGCUCUGGCAGCAUGAGCAGUAUAAUCCUCAACGGCGGCAGGCCGGGGCCAAAAGCCUGAUGGAGCGAGACCGCUGGCAACGGAUCGAGCAGUGGCGAAUGGACCAGAGUCGCGCGAUCCUGCAGGAGAUUGAGCGAGAGACUCGUCGUCGAUGUCGGCCGCCUCGUUCGAAUGUAUCCACCGCGCCGCGGCCGGAGGACUCUCCCCCUCCAACGGCCCCUUUGAAGAGCUCGGUCAACGCUGGUGCCCCGGCUGGAGCGGUUGCCGAGAUGAGUGAAUCCUUCUGGCAACGUCUCACCCGCAAGGUCAUUGAAGAUCUCAUCGGGAUCGACGACGCUCUUCUCUCUGUCAUACUCGGCGAAUCUUUACCACUGGAGGUACAAUCCGAGGGAAAGGAAUCGCCACCGCUCGAUAUGGAGACCGUGCUGGCACGAGAACCAGAUCUUGCGCGACCCGAGGCCCCUUUCUGGCAAAGUCGGGUUCUCCAACGAAUCGCUCACGAGUUGGGGAUUCUUGUGCACCAGCUCUGUGAGCAUCCGGGUGCUUUCACUUCAUAUUACGAAUUGACCAAGACCAUCUCGAGUGAGUAUGCUGGCAUGCCACUCAAUCGCCCGGUGGACAGCGCGGCCACCUUCCAGUCCAACGAACCCCCCACCGCCCAGCAGUCCUCCGAUCAUGCCCUUCCCACCGAAUCCAUGCCCUCCUUACACUUCCAACCCACGUUAGGCGAUCCUCAUCGUGAACAUGCAGCCCAAUGGGGGAUCGAGGAUGAGGACCCGGCCGGUCACACCACCCCCGAAUCUGUCCGAGUACAGCAGGAGCAGGAGUACUGGGAGCGUGGACUGGAUGUCAUGAUGGUCUUUCGAUAUCUGCGAAGCCGAUUCAGCCGCCAUGGCUACAUGGCCGGUGAGAAGCACGGCCCGACAUCAUCUCCACCACGUCACGCGCAGGAUGCUUCCCGCAGAGCUGCCAUCAUCCGUCAGCACCACCCUCUCGUUGCCCACGCCCACUCACGCUCUCAAACGCAGACCCGCCGGACUUCCUACAAUUCGGGGGGCACAACCUCUGCGGGUGUCUCUGCGCCGUUGACUCGGCAGCACCUGCGUCGGCCCGGAUCCAGUUGCGCCAGUCAGAGCAAACUUUCCGCCAUCUCGAGCCGUCGAACGUUGACGGGCUCGAGCAGGAAUUACUGGGAUCUGGGCGGGUCCGUGGACAGCAAUAGCGCCAUUGGCGUGGGAGCUGGGCUCGGCACCUGGGCUGAAGCAUGA